Molecule: messenger RNA, 3341 nt
Organism: Lepus europaeus (European hare)
Lineage: Eukaryota; Metazoa; Chordata; Mammalia; Lagomorpha; Leporidae
Gene: PRRT3
Product: proline rich transmembrane protein 3
Exons: 4
Coding region: 174-3104 (976 amino acids)
Source: RefSeq, a predicted model, not a curated record
UGUGGGCGGGCUCCGCGAUCGGCAGCGCCGGCUCUGUUAGCCGCGUCUGAGCAUCCCGGCGGGCGGCUGCGGGGACGCGCGCAAGGUGAUCGCGGGGGCUGCGGGCGCGGCGCCCAGGUUCAUCCGGUGAGGACUGGAAGUUGAGGGCUGUAGGCCCGGGAGUCAGGCAAACCAUGGCCGCCAGCCCGUGGGGCCGGGUGCGGGGCCUCCUGCUGCUGUCACUGCUGCCGUCCCUGGGGGCCGGCCGCGCCCUGGGCCGGGGCUUUUCCACACCCGUUGAAGACUCUAAAUCCCACCUGACCCUGGAAACCCACUUCCAGGGCCCUGCGGGCUCAGAGCCCAAGGCGCUGGACUUCCUGUGGGAGCACCCCAGGGACGAGAGCCCCUGGAGCCCCGAGUUCCCCCAGGCUCCUGCUGAACAAGUGCCCAGGAGGCCCGCACACCCCGGCCCGGGCCCCGCCCUGCAUGGGCCCCCAGCAGCCCAGGGGCCUCCGAGAGAACGACUCCCAGGAACUGACAACCUGCAGCUGGCCCAAGGGCCAAGCUCCCAGGGCUGGACAGGACCUUCCGAGGCACUGGAGCAGGAAGCACCAGCUCCCCACCCAGGGGGACCCCCACAUCUCACCUUCACCCCCACAACUCCCCGGCUUCAACUCAGGGCGGCCACAGCUCCUCCCUCCCCGUGGGAGCCUGGAGGCCGAGCAGAACAGAAGCUACCUGCAGAGGAGGGGCUGCAGGCCAGAGCCAAGACUGGGGGUCCACAGACUCCUCCCUCGGCGCCCCGAGGCCCCGUGCACACUCUCGGGCCGCACGCAGGCGCUGUCGAGGGGCCGCUGCGGGAAGAAGGUGGUGGGCCAGCGGAGGACUUGCAGGAGGUGGCUCAAGGCCCCCUCGCCACCCAGCAGGGUCCAGCAGCCCCGGACGUUGCUUCAGCGUCCUCUCAGGAGCCAGGGGCCCAGGCGGACUUGGCGUUGGCCCGAAGUCUCCCCCCUGCUGAGCACCUGCCAGCCGAGCCCCCAAAAGACACAGGAGCUGGGGAGACCUGGGCAGUCAGCUCCCCAGGCCCCCCGCCCAAGGACACUGACCUCCCCAAUGCUACAGCUUCCCCAGGACCCCAGCCCACAGGCCCUGCAGCUUCUGCGGCCCCCGGCGGGCAGCCAGAGGUAGCGGUCAUGAAUGGGGCAGACCCCGUCUCCCCCCAGCGGGUGAGGGGAGCGGUGGAGGCUCCAGGCACCCCCAAGUCCCUCAUCCCUGGCCUCCUGGACCCCGGCCCCUCUACAAACACAACAGAGAGCCCCGUGAGGGCCCCGCAGCCAGAUGAACCCGAGGAGUGGCCCGGGCGCCCCCAAAGCCAUCCCCCGGCGCCCCCAGUCCAGGCCCCCUCGACGUCGCGCCGCGGCCUCAUCCGAGUCACCACCCAGCGAGCCCUCGGCCAGCCUCUGGCUCCGGAGCCCUCGGCCAGCUCCACGGCUCCGGUCCCGGCCUCCAGCCCCCCGGCCAACGCCACGGCACCGCCGCUGCGCUGGGGGCCUCUGCGGCGGGUGCUGAGCUUUUCCUGGGAGCUGCACGUCUACGGGGUGGGGGUGCUCUUCCUGCUGCCCGCCUUGCUGGCGCUGGCCACGCUGGCAGCCGCCCCGAGCGGGCCCCGGCUGGCGCUAGCGGCGGCUGCGCUGGUGCUGGUGGCUUCGGGGCUGCGCGCCGCCUAUAUGCUCACCGACCCGUACGGCUCGCAGGCGCGGCUGGGCCCGCGCGCGGGCCUGGUGCUCUACAACCUGCCCUUCCCCCUGCUGCUCACCGCGCUGGCGGCCCUCACCUUGCUCGGCCUGGGCGCCGGGCUGCCGCCGCCGCUACAGAACUCGCUCCUGCUGGCAGCCUUGGCGCUGGCGCACGGCGCGGGGCUGCUCGCCGCUGACCUGCUGUCGGCGCGGCCGGCGCUCAACCUCCUGGCGCAGGGUUUGUCGUGCGCCUGGGGCGCGUCGGUGGCUCUGGGCACGCUGUGCCUGUGCCGCCGCCGCCUGCUGCACGGGCCGCGGGGUUGGGAUGCCAGGCCGGGCCCGCGGCUGCUGGCCGUGGCGGGCGCGCUGGGGCUGCUGGCCAGCGGCUUGCAGCUGGCGGCCGCGCUCUGGCUGUACCCGGGCCCGGGCCGCGUCGGCCGCUUCUCGUGGGCCUGGUGGGGCGUCCACUUCUGGCUGCGCCUGCUGGAGCUGACGUGGGCGCUCGCCAUGGCGCUGGCCGCGGUGGCCGCCGCGCGACCCCGGCCGCCCACGGAGCACGCCUGCUGGGCCAAGCUGCUGAGGCUGGCGUGCCCCGCGCCGUCGGGCAAGAGCGAGGUGCCCGAGCGGCCCAACAACUGCUACGCGGGGUCCAGCGGCGUCGGCGCAGGCGGCCUGGCCAUCAGCAAGAGCCUCAUCCGCAACCCGGCCGAGGCCGGUGGGCCGCCCGCCACGCCCAACUCGGGGGCUUGGGGCUCAGCCGCGUCGCUGGGCCGCGGUCCCCACGGUGGUCCGGGGCUGUCCCGGGGCAGCGUGGGGCCGGCGCCGUCGCUGAGCGAGCUGGACCUGCGGCCGCCGUCGCCCAUCAACCUGAGCCGCAGCAUCGACGCGGCGCUCUUCCGGGAGCACCUGGUGCGGGACAGCGUGUUCCGGCGCUGCGGCCUGCGCGGCCUGGCCUCCCCGCCGCCGGGGGGCUCCCUGCGGCAGCGCCGGGGCAGCCAGGCGGACGCCGAGCCCGACGCCGCGGGCGCCUCGCUCCUCCGCUCCGGCCGCUGCCGGUCACUCAGCGACGUGCGCGUGCGCGGCCCGGUGCCCCCGCGCGUGGCCGACGAGCCCGACGGGGCAGGCGGGGUGGCCUCCGGCAGCUCCCUGGACAGCUUCUCCAAGGGCUCGCUCAAGAUCAGCUGGAACCCGUGGCGCCACGGGCUGUCGUCGGUGGACAGUCUGCCCCUGGAUGAGCUGCCCAGCACGGUGCAGCUGCUGCCUGCGCCGGCCCCGACCCCGACCCCGGCCCCGGCACCGGCCCGGCCCGGGGAGCCCCGCGGCGAGCCCCAGGCGCGCGGCAAGCCCGGGGACUCCCGAAGCGCCUCCAGUGAUACCAUCGAGCUCUGAGCGGCCGCCGGGGCAGCUGGACGCAAACUCGCCCCUCCCUUUGUUUUCAAAUCUUAUUUUUUUCAGCGGGUAUUUUGCACAGAGGCCGUGACUUCGGCGGAACACAGGGUGGACAUGUGUGGGUCUGGGCGUGCGGGACACACGAGACCUGGUGCCCGGAUUCCUGGGCGCAGAGAGAUGAGCCUUGGCUUGUCCGGGUGGCCUGUCCUCUUUGUGCCAAAGAAAUAAACCCUUGGG